Messenger RNA from Spea bombifrons (plains spadefoot toad), 1511 nucleotides. RefSeq names its product endothelial cell adhesion molecule (gene ESAM). Gene Ontology annotation, cellular component: plasma membrane; adherens junction. The transcript is spliced from 7 exons. Lineage: Eukaryota; Metazoa; Chordata; Amphibia; Anura; Pelobatidae. The coding region runs from base 184 to 1479 and encodes 431 amino acids. The record is from RefSeq and is a predicted model, not a curated record. Gene Ontology annotation, biological process: homophilic cell-cell adhesion. Gene Ontology annotation, molecular function: cell-cell adhesion mediator activity.
GGUGACUGAGUUCGGCGGAGUUGCAGGGAGUACGCAGUGUGAGUCGGGGUAGUCGGGAGCUGUCACUGGCUGCAGGUGUCCUCUUACCCCCUGCCGCUGCCCCACUUCGGAUUGUUACCCCAGCCGAGCGGGAAGCAGAAGAUUACUCCCCGGGACCUGACAGGAUCCCCAGCCGGGCACAGAAUGGGCACCGCGGCAGCACGGAGGCUGUGGGGGGCAGCUCUGGGCAUUCUGCCCUGCCUCAUCGGCUUCUCUUGCGCCCGAUUGGAAGUCUACGUAGAACAGGCGUCCGUGGUGGUGGUGGAAGGGCAGAGCAUCACGAUCCCCGUCUCGUACGCCUCCGUCUCUACGCAGAAACCCUACGUCACCUGGUAUUUUGAGAGGCCGCCCAAUAAAGAGGUCCAGAUUUUGAAGUAUUUGGGGGAAGUCACCAGCAUCGAGGAGCCGCAGUUCAGGGGCCGCCUCAAUUUCGUCUACCCCAUGCCGUCGAGGAAUAUCUCCAUCUUAAUAACCAAGGCCCAGGAGAUGGACUCCGGGCGCUAUAAAUGCUACGUGGACGUGAGCGAUGACAGCAGCUCCGGGGGGAGUAACGUCGGACUCAUUAACGUUACCGUGUUAGUCCUGCCAUCCACGCCGAAGUGUCAGAUUCACGGGACUCCUUACAUCGGAUCUAACGUGACACUUAGCUGUCAAUCAUCGAGCGGGAAACCCAGUCCCAAUUACUCCUGGAUACGGUCAGCACCCAGUACCCAGGUGUUUUUUGCCCCGGCUCAGGAUGCUGUGAAGGGAACCCUGACCCUGAUGAACCUCACGGCCCAGAUGUCGGGAAUCUAUGUGUGCACAUCCAAGAACCUGGCGGGGAGCUCGUCCUGUAACAUCACCGUGCAUGUCACCUCCUAUUCCAAAACGGCUGUGAUUGUAGGAGCCGUUAUAGGAUCCAUUGCUGGAAUCUGCUGUUUGGUGAUCUUGGUGGUCGGGUUAAUCUAUUGCUACAGAAGAAGGAAAAUGGAAUUACAGGAGGAGGUGGAGAACGAGAUCAAAGAGGACUCGCAGGCCCCGAGACCAACGACCUGGGCAAAGGGCAACGACAUGGACUUCAAAAACGGCACGUUGUCAUCAGUAAACACAACCAGAGACCACAAGGCUUACAAUUCAAAGUCCCCGUCAGACAGCGCGUCGGUUAUCACAGCGGCCGGCAGCAAUGUCGGCUUUAAACCAAACGAGAGAGCCCAGGUCACGACGCCAACUCCCAGCAUGUCCAGCCAGUCCUUACCCUCGUACAUGGCCCCAGCGAAUGGGAGUUAUUACAACAACGCAGCGGCUCCCAGGGACACCGUCCACAGGCCAAACGGACACCCCCCGCCAGUGCCGAGAAAAGAACCGGCAAUGGUGUCUGGAGUCACCCCUUCCAACCUGGUCAGAAUGGGCGCUGUGCCCGUCAUGGUCCCGGCUCAAAGCCAAGCGGGGUCUCUCGUGUGACCACAAACUGCCCUUUCUGCCCCAAAAGAAAA